AUGCGACACGCGGAGGAAACCCAGCAGCUCAGUCAAUCCUUUGAUAAUGGCAAGUGUGGAAAUGCUGGGAGGGGGUGGCUGGUGAAUUGCUUGUCGAUAAUGCCUCCUAUCUCUUGCUGGCUCCCCUCCGCCGUAACCCGUUGCCUCGGCGGUGACGGACUCGAUAAAUCCACGGUUCACCGCUCGUCGGCAGCUACCUCUGAGACGCAUGGUGACGCUAGCGCAACAUCCCCUGCCGACCGACCCACCUUCUUCCAAUUUCGACUUUGCGAUUCCGCUUUCAGCCUCACGUUUAGGGUCAAGAAUGUUCCGUUAAAUCUUGGACCUAUCUAUGGCUUGCCACUGAUCUAUUGGCUCCGUGCCAUGGUGCCAUGUUUCUCUCCUCUGUCGUCUCUGCUUUGGUUCGACUCUGUCAUCGUUCCAAACAUGUUCAACCUAAACGCCAACACGACGUUGAGGCACCAGUAUAUGUCACCUGUUCUAUAUAUCUUCGGACUUUUAGAGCGAGUGGUGUUGCCCAUCUGCAUGACUUUCAUUUGA
Messenger RNA from Lindgomyces ingoldianus, 540 nucleotides. RefSeq lists its product as uncharacterized. Lineage: Eukaryota; Fungi; Ascomycota; Dothideomycetes; Pleosporales; Lindgomycetaceae. Bases 1 to 540 code for a protein of 179 amino acids. The record is from RefSeq and is a predicted model, not a curated record. The transcript has 7 exons.